This is a messenger RNA of Lindgomyces ingoldianus, 1061 nucleotides long. RefSeq lists its product as uncharacterized. The record is from RefSeq and is a predicted model, not a curated record. The coding region runs from base 120 to 956 and encodes 278 amino acids. Lineage: Eukaryota; Fungi; Ascomycota; Dothideomycetes; Pleosporales; Lindgomycetaceae. The transcript has a single exon.
CGCCCUUGUGCUAAACCCGUCCACGGCCGCGGGUUCUCCACAACGCCGCUCACUCAUCACGUCCUGGUACCUGAGCAGUCUCCCCACCCAAGGCUCUCCACGCAGACUUCCUCGCCGCAAUGCCAGCUCUGACGAUACCGUCGCCCACCGACACCGGCCCCGCCUCUUCUACAAAUGGCCUCGCGCACCCCAACCAUCCUCAUCGCUCAGAGUCGGGCUCUCCCGACCGGCCGCCAGUGUCGCCUAUUACUCCUACAGCAUCCGUCGCGCAGUUGGCUCCAAUCGACCCCACAGAGCCUCGCACACAGGUGGCCCCCUCACUCGCGGCAGCCUUUCGACAGCGGCCGGUUCCGGUGCCUAUAUCAGAGAGCGAAAAUCCGGACGCGAUAGCUUUACGUUCAGCCAUAUCACUACUCCAGCUGCAGCGGGAGAAGAGCAAACAGGAUCUUAGAACGUUAGAAGACUUGAAAUCCGCCGCCGUGUCUGAUCCCCAUAGAUUCGUGCGCUUAAUCCAAUCUCAGCGAGAGCAUCACUCCAAGCUGGGCGCCGACAUCCUCACCCCUACUCUCUCCAAUAUAUCUGGCUCAAGCCUGGCUGGUAGCAAUGUUGUUGACGGCGAGCCACAGCUUGGGGACGGACGCAAAGAUUCUGCUAGUAUAGAAUCGCUGGGUCCUAGAGGCGACUCUGCUGCCCAGCUUCCUUCAAUUCCUCAACCUCAAAAUAUCAUUCGAUGUCCUCCAGUCAAUUGGGCAAAGUAUCACAUAGCAGGCGAGCCUUUGGAUAGGUUGCAUGAUGAGCAGAGGCAGUAUCCCAACAUGCGCGAGCCGCCACGGACGCAAUAUGGUACGAAAGUACCACCACACGCACUUGCGGCACCGUAUUCUCCUUUCACCGAUGGACUAGGCGAGGCACAGCCAACACAAUCACGGCGAGCGUCGAAGAAACCACCUUUCUAGAUCGCGUUCCUCCAAAGGCGGUUUUGUCCUGCGCUUCUACUUUGUAUUUCGGUUUCGUGACGGGGCACUGGGCUGGCGCGGUUUCUGCUGGCUACAUUCGCCAAU